Molecule: messenger RNA, 1311 nt
Organism: Podospora pseudocomata
Lineage: Eukaryota; Fungi; Ascomycota; Sordariomycetes; Sordariales; Podosporaceae
Exons: 2
Coding region: 1-1131 (376 amino acids)
Source: RefSeq, a predicted model, not a curated record
AUGAAGCUCUUCUCACAAAUCGUCAGCCAACCAACGCCCAUGGCUGCGCCUGUUGUUGAGACGGGACAGCAACGCCUCAAAGGAAGAUUAGUCCUGGACGAGCUACCUGUCGAGAUUGUCGUCGAGAUUGCGACCAAUCUCGACUUUGAGGGGUUCGGUAGCAUGUUGGCUGUCAGCAGCUUCAUGAGGUGCAUCUUACAGAAAUAUUGGAGGUAUAUCCUGUCUUCCAUCAUCGAACGGGAGUUCACGCCUGUGGGGUUGUUUUUUCAGGCAUUUGAAACGGGGGAGGUAACUGGGGUUGGGAAUAGGUCUGCGAGGGAGUGGUUGGGCCGGUUGACGGGGGUUGGGGGUGGCCGUGAUGGGAGGGAUAGGGAGAUGGACCGUAUCAUGAACUUUUGCCGGGGCGUCAAACUCUGGGAGGCGGAAUUCCAACGGUUCAGAUUCUACGACUGUGAUGUUGGGGAGAUGAGGUUGAUGAAUGGGAGGGAAAGGGAGCGGUUUAGGAGGGGGUUGUUUAUUUGGGAUUGGUUUGCGAGGGUGCAUCAUGCUGGACGGCAGACCCGACGGACGGCGGAGCCGGUGGCGUUUAUGAGGAGGUUUUCCACUACGGAACUACAUGAGUUGAAUGAUGUCUGGGAGACGGUUUGGGCUGCGGUGGGGAGGGAGGUUUGUCCUUCUGUUACGGCGGUUAUGGAGGUGAUUGGGGAUAGGUCGCUGGCGGAGAGGAUUGGGUGGGGGGAUGGGGAGGAGAAUAGGCAGAUUUUGGGGACGGUGAUGAAAUUGGGGCCGGGGGAUUUGCUGAGGUUGUUGGUGGGGGGAGGGGGGGGGAUUGGGGGAGAGGGGGGUUGGAUUGAGGAUACUACCGAGGCGUUGAGCAUGGCCGUCUUGAGUGUGAGGCAUGAGAGGGAGAAGAUGAUGGGGAUGGAGAGGUCGCCUUUUCCGGUGGAGGGGUUCCCUGGGAGAUACGGAGGUGUGCUUGAUCAUGAGAUGGAGGAGAGUGAGGAGCUGAGGGUGGUUCAUGGUGCUGAUGGGGGGAGGGAGGGGCCUUAUUCCGGGCGAUAUAUACGUGGCAGUGGGAUUUUUCUUAUUGGGGGCGUCAGGGUUGGCAGACUGGUUGCGGGUACGGACUGAGAAUGGAUUGGUGUAGCUGGGGUUAUAGAACAGGACGAGAUUCGUUGGUCUCUUGGUGAUCAGCUUCAGUCGAGUUGUUGAUGUGGGGUAUCUGGUGCUUUCAGUGAAGUGAUAGAAUAUAUCUUAACACACAAUGAACCCAGAAAACCCAAGAAAAUCAUGAUUUCAGUUACUCGGCGA